Messenger RNA from Adineta steineri, 2622 nucleotides. The record is from the annotation of a GenBank genome assembly. Lineage: Eukaryota; Metazoa; Rotifera; Eurotatoria; Adinetida; Adinetidae.
AUGGUAGAUAAUUCAGGUACGAAAGUAAGUCAAUUAUGUGUUGUAGCAUUGAUUGGUAAAAGUACUUUAUUUGAACAACAAUGUAAUAAAUCUUGGAAAUUAAAUCAAGUUAUACAAACACCUGCAUUUAAAGAACAUUCUAUUAAUAAUAAUGAAGAUGAUUUUGAACAUUAUUAUGAUCAUAUAAAUAAUACGAUAUAUAUUCAUCUUCGAUCAUUUCAUGAUACAUAUCAAUUACUUCAUUUAAUUGAUAAUAUGAAUGAUGAUACAUCAAUGCAAAAUUUUGCUCAACUAUGGGAAAAUAAACAAGCGAAUUUUAUUAAAAAAUGCCUGAUUUGUUUUCUUCUCUCACAUAUUAUUAUUAUUUCUCAUUCAUCACAUACAUUUGAUUUGAAUUAUUUACGUUUUUUUCGUAUUAUUGAACUUUUACGUCAUAAAAGUAAACCAGCUAUAUUAGAUGCAAUUCGUUCAUUGAAUUUAUUAAAAGAAGCAGAUUUUAAUCUAACUGAUGGACGUCUUUGUGUACCACGUGCAUUAUUUAUAUUUGAAAAUCAUCAUCAUAAAGGCAAUGAUGCACUUAAUGGUAAUGAUCGGGAUGAUGAUCAAAAAUUGAUAAAUAUGGCGCAUAAUUUAGAAGAUACAAUUUUUAAUGCUUUAAGAUAUUCUUAUAUUAUUUCUAAUCAAACUAAUUCAGCAUUAUUUACAAUUGCACAUAAACAACCAUUUGUAUUUAUUCAUCGCUGCUACAAAGAAUCUUCAUCAUUAGGACAAACACAAAAAUUACUCGGAAUUUUACAAGGUUUUGUUAAACAAACCAAAGAAUCUUCAAGUAGUUCAAAUCUCAAUCGUUCAAAUUUUCAUCAACAAGAUGAUGCGCAUGCUUUUAAACGUUUUUUAUUUCGUCAUAUUGAAGAUGCAUUAACGGGUGGUUGGUCAAAUGAUGGUAUAUCUGGUGGUGCACGUAGUGAAACAUCAUCAUUUGAAUUAUGUACAUAUCCAGUAUGGAUACGUUUAUUUAAUUCUAUACGUGAAUUAUUUGAAACAACAUCAGCACCAACAAAUAAAAUUAUGCGACAAGCAUUUGGUAUGCUAAGAGCUAAUGUUGAUCCUGAUGGAAAAUUAAGUGAAACACGAUGUAAAAAAUAUUUACCAUUAGCAAUUAGUUAUUAUGAAGAAGGUCUACCGGCAAGAUAUACACAACAUUUUCAUGAACAACGAUUACAAGCAACAAUUGAAUAUUUUGCAACAUAUGCACGUGGUUCAAGUUAUAAACGUUAUGUACAACAACUUAUUGAGCAAUGUACACAGUUAUGGCAUGACGGACGACAAUUAUGUGAAGCAACUAGUUUAACAGGCAAUUCCUGUAAAAAUGAACUACAUCGUGUGCCUGGUGAAGAAGAUUCAACAGAUGCUUCGAAUUCUGCACAUCUACCCACACGAGCACAUAAUAGCAAAAUUCAAUUAAUGGCAGCUAGUAAUUGUGGUCAGAUUUUACAAGAACGUGAAGAUCCAUUUGAUUUAAAAGAAGCGAAUUAUGAAUUUUAUCAAGGUGUUAAUAAGAUGUUAUCAAUAAAACCGAUUUAUUUUGAAUUUCCAAUUUUUCGUGGAAAUGCUACAUCUGUCGAAGUUGUUCGAGCUGGUAGUAAACAAAAAAGUGAAAUAAAACUUUCUAAUCCUGUCACUGAUCUCAGUGGUGCAUCUGAACUUAGUCAAUCAAAAUCAGUUGCACUUUAUUCACUUGUACCUAAUGAAGAAGGACAAGCAUUAGAUAAUAUAACUGGUGAAAAAACAGAUACAAAUAAAAUAGUUACAUGUACUGAUGAUGUACAACCUAUUCCAAGUACAACUGAAUAUCUUGAUGGCAUGUCACAUUCAGAUAGUCAACCAGGAUUAUUACCUCGAUUUAGUUCUUGGAGUUUAUGUUGUAUUGGUCGAGCAUCAGAUUAUGUACCAACGAAAGGACUUCAACAACCUGGUUUUUUGACUAAUUUAAAUCAUUUAAUACCAUGGGAUAUAAAUCCACAUAAUAAUCAAGCAACAACAAAUAAUGCUGGCGGUGGUGGUGGUGCACAAUAUCAUCAACAACGUACAACAGCUACUCGAAGUUAUAAAAACAAUCGACGAGGUGCAACUAGUUCAUCUAUAUGGGAUGUUACCGUUCGUGUUUAUAUUGGUUGCGAAUAUGAAUGUCCUCGUGGUCAUAGAUUUCUUUGUUCAUCACCUAAUCAUGUUAUUCGUGUUGGUCAAAAUGGAAUUGUUAAAGAUGAUGGUGCAAAACUAGUUCGAUCUGAUAUGCCAUUAUAUACUCCAUGUUCCUGUCGAAUAUCAUCAACGGGUGCACGUGUAUGGGCACAAUUAAUGCGCGCCUAUGUCGUAACACCUUCUUCACCACCAAUACAAUGUGUACUUCAUCCACAAGUUGUACCAGCUGGUCCAAAUAGUCCAACAUUUUUUCCAAGUUAUACUCAACCUAUUCAUCUAACAGAUGAUUCUAUAUGGGUAUUACGUUUUCCAUUUAUUUAUCAUGACGGUGAAAAACCUCUAUAUCGACCACAAAAUGAGGAAGAUAUAAGUCAAUGUCUUGUUUUACGUGAUCUUUUUUCAUGGACAAAUAAAUCUUGA